This is a messenger RNA of Leptinotarsa decemlineata (Colorado potato beetle), 1989 nucleotides long. RefSeq lists its product as uncharacterized. The record is from RefSeq and is a predicted model, not a curated record. NCBI's taxonomy places the organism in Eukaryota, Metazoa, Arthropoda, Insecta, Coleoptera, Chrysomelidae. Gene Ontology annotation, molecular function: protein binding.
AUGACCACCAAUAUUUAUGGCAAGAAAGAAGAAAUAUUCGGGUACCAAACUUACUGGAGGGAGUUGGGGAAUCAUUUGUCAAAGCUUGAACUCUACCAAAAGUCUCUCAAGUACUACGAUGAGGCAGUUCUCAGAAACCCCACUAACAGGAAGACAUUAGUAGCACGAGCAAUAGCCCGUGGAAAAACAGGUUUUCAUCAAGGUGCAAUGGAAGAUUUGAAAAAUGCUCUGGAAGAGGAUCCUUACGAAUUGUUCACUUUAGCCAAAAAAGCUCACAUAACAUACUUGUCGUGUGAUUUUGAAGAGGGUCUAAUCCAAAAUUUGAGACAGUUAGCCACCAGGGGCAAACCUGAAGAUUUCUACAUAGGAAGAAUGAGCUGUUAUAGCGCAAUAGAAACCUGUCUGGGAGAAGUAGCCGGUAGAGCUUUGAGGAACCACUUUAAAAUUAUACGGAAACUAGCCUGGAAGAAAGACUGGGAAUCCAAGAAACCACCUGAGCCCAACUCAAAAAAGAAGAAAACACCAAAAAAAUUGAAAAUAACAAAACGCCACUAUGAGGCACCUGUAAAAGUAAGUUCGGAAUAUUUCGACCACAAUUCUUCCAAAACAGAAUUAUUAAGCAUAAAGAACAGUAUUCAUAGCUACAACCGACAGGUCUGUGAUGUUCCACCUUACCAUGGAAGUGUACAUUUCUCGCCCUUACAAAAGUAUACAAGCAAUCUGAAUAAGUACAUGGCUUCGAAAUACCUAGAUAUAAUAUACCACGAAAAAUAUUUCCUGAAAGACAUCCAGAGCGAACCGGGGCUGGUAUCGCCCAAUCACAAAGGGUACAAGCGUAUGAAAGAAAUCGCUAGGGAUUGUUUCUCUAAUAUUUGUCAUCAGCAAGAGGUACUUAGGGCACGAAGACCAUUCUACUAUAUCAAAUAUCAAGAAGCGAGUCUAUCUGCUUCUCUGAGGGCUAGGCAGGAGGAGGACUUACAUCUUCAGCAGCGGCAUUUGGAAAGAGAGGCUGAGAAGAUCCUUCUGAAACUACGAAACGCUGCUGAGAGAAAGAACUUGAGUGAAAUAUUGGAAAUGGCGGAAAAGCUCAAGCUUUACUGUGACUCAAAAACCAAACGACUCCUUCCAGCUAGAGACGAGUAUCUCAAAGAAGUUUUCCAAAAGAUGAGAAGAGGCUUCUACGAGCUCAACAGGUUGAACAGUCAGCUAAAUAGAUGGGACCAGAAUAAACGAAUUCAAGUAGCUUUGGGACAGCAGGUCAGUAGAACACCAUCCCAAGAUUCUGUUAUAAGUCAUUAUGAAACAUUCCAUGCCGACUACAAACAGUACAUCAAGGUUUAUACGCGUCGCUUGAAAAAAGCAGAAAUGGAAGAUGAAAUCUGUUGCUGUUACCACGAGCUUGCAAGGUUCCACAUGGAGCUGAAGCUAUUCGAACAAGCCAGAGCAAAUGCGAGGAAAUGCAUCAACACAGGUAAAGAUAGAGGCAAUCUAGAAUGGGAAGUAAACGGGCUGAUGUUGCUAUCGAGGAUUCAUAUGAGGGAACAGAACAGGAACGACGCAAUUGCUGAUGUGAAAGAAGCUCUUGGAAUUGCCGAGAACUUGAUGGACCAGCAGCUUAUCCACUAUUUGGAGAGAUGCUUGGAGGUUAUCGAAGACUCCGAAUUCCAUGAAAUGUCUCUGGAGAAGGAGAUAGAGAAGAGGGAGAAACGUAUAAUUGAAUUGAUAGCUAACCAAAAACUGAGAGAAGAGUUCAUUCAUCUGUUUGGGCUGAUGUCUUCUAUGCCGCAAAAUAGAAGGAUGUCUGUGAUGCCGGGUGUGAGAUUCAAUAUUGAGGAGGGGAAGUCUGGAAAGGGAAAGGCUCAGUCAAUAUUGAAAAGUUCUGCUAGAAUAUCUACUCAUAGUAUGAUGUCGAGACGAUCAUCCAAGAGUGGAAAGAGUACACCUAGCACUGGAGAAAGUCUCAUGCAACUCAUCCAGUUUCAUAUGUAG